Aspergillus wentii DTO 134E9 is the source of this 435-nucleotide messenger RNA. RefSeq names its product ankyrin repeat domain-containing protein. The record is from RefSeq and is a predicted model, not a curated record. The annotation marks the transcript as partial. Gene Ontology annotation, molecular function: protein binding. NCBI's taxonomy places the organism in Eukaryota, Fungi, Ascomycota, Eurotiomycetes, Eurotiales, Aspergillaceae. The transcript has a single exon.
AUGGUAGUAAAACUGCUGUUUGAAACUGGGAAUGUGAACCUAGAAUCCAGAGAUAAAGCCGACGACGUGACACCACUGUCAUGGGCCGCACGGAGAGGACAUUUGGAUGUGGUAUUCUGGCUCCUUAGGAAUACCCAAGUUGACCCAGACUCAAGGUGUAAGCUGGGACAAACCCCACUUUCCUAUGCUGCACAGCAUGGCCAUGAGAUGGUGGUGAUGGCUCUUCUUAACAACAAAGAUGUGGACCCAGAUUCCCGAUCAAUUGCUGGACGAACACCCUUGUCCUACGCUGCGGAGAAUGGCCAUGAAGUGGUGGUAAAGACGCUGCUCACAUCCAGUCGCGUUGAAUUGAACUCCAAAGACUCCAUCUACGGCCAAACGCCAUUAUGGUGGGCAGUCUGGAAAGGACAUGAGGCGAUAGUGCGACUGCUCCUC